AUGGUAACGAGAGCCGACAAGGGUCAGAUUACUGUCGUCAUGGACAAAAAAGAUUAUUUUGACAAGAUGGACUUGCUGUUGGGUGACCAAACCACGUAUAAAGAAUUAAAUAAGGAUCCUUUGAAAAAACUAACAAAUAAGAUCAAUGAGUUGGUCAAAUUAUGGCGCAAAAAUAAUUUGAUUAAUGAUUUGACAUACAAAAACUUGAAUUGUACGAACGGAAAUUUACCGCGUUGUUACGGUCUGCCGAAGAUCCAUAAAGACGGUUUUCCGUUGAUAAUUAUCGUAUCUGCUCUGGGAAUCCCGAUCUUCGGCACUCAUAUGAGUUCUCCGCCUUCACCUAUCUUAGCAGAUAUGGUGAUGGACGAUCUGGAGACACAAUGCUUAAAUUCACUGAAUUUUACCGUUCCUAUUUAUUAUAGAUUUGUGGACGAUGUUUUUGCGAUAGUGCCACGCACAAGAAUUGACGAAAUGUUAACCAAAUUUAAUAAUUACCACGAACGCUUGCGAUUCACUUACGAGAUGGAGAUUGAUUCGUCGAUUAGUUUCUUAAAUGUUAAAGUCAUUCGAUCGAAAACUAGACUAAUUACAAACUGGUUCAGGAAACCUACAUGGUCUGGGAGAACAUAUCAUCCAUAG
Camponotus floridanus (Florida carpenter ant) is the source of this 639-nucleotide messenger RNA. RefSeq lists its product as uncharacterized. Bases 1 to 639 code for a protein of 212 amino acids. NCBI's taxonomy places the organism in Eukaryota, Metazoa, Arthropoda, Insecta, Hymenoptera, Formicidae. The record is from RefSeq and is a predicted model, not a curated record. The transcript has 3 exons.